AUGAAUGAUAACAACAUAUCAGUUUCAGUGGGGGACUUACUCCCGAUACCAGAUGUUGACUGUGAUGUGAAAAGUUCUGAUGAGACAAAUAAUAAACUAGUCGAUCAAGAUACUUCUAUAGAGUCUGAGUAUGAAGAUGUUGAACCUGAUUUGAAUUCUACGUUACAGGAAGGUGAACAGGAGAAAGAACAAGAUAUAAAUAAAAGAGAAAGACGACCCCCAGAACGUUUUGGAUAUUCGAAUUUAUGCACUUCAUCGAAUGAGAAGCUGAAUGAUCCAGUAACUGUUCAAGAGGCUCUUCAGAGUUCAUGCGACCCAUGUUUCAUAAAGAAUGUAAGCGGGGUUUGCAAAACGAUAAGCGAAUGCCGUUACGCCAAGAAGUUGGUGAGGGAAGAUCAGGUCAAACCUCCUACAUGUAAGUUUCAAGGUGAAGACAGAAUAGUUUGUUGUCCUGAAAAUGAUUUAUUCCAUGAAACAGGAGUAUUUAAGCAUCACUUCGUGGGACUCGCAAGAGGAGUCAAGAAAUCUAAGUAUAUGACCUGCCGUUACGAUGGCUACCAGCCUUUACAAUGCUGUGAGAACGCCAAACCUGUCAACAUACCACCAGAAAAUGUAACGUGUCCAAGUCUCCCGAGACCUCGACUUGCAAAAAAGCAUAUCGCCUGGACAAAAUGUGUGGACUACCAGCGUUAUAUCAACAAGUGCGUGCCGGAUCCAAUCGACCGAACUCGAAUGCGAAGAGUUAAUACUUGCGGCAUCACCAACUCAAAUUUCAGGAUUUCUGGUGGCGUUGAAGCAAACCCUAGAGAGUUUCCGUUUAUGGCCGUCAUCGGCUGUCACAAUUCCUUAGACCUGGAUGCUGACAUCAAAUGGGUAGGCGGAGGCUCGCUGAUCAGUGAGAAGUUUAUACUCACAGCUACUCACAUACUGAGUGAACCGACUUAUGGUCGCGUACGGUACGCGUUGCUCGGUACUCUGAAUAAAACAGACAUAAGGUCCGGAGUUUUGUACAAUAUUGUCUCCAUGAUCGCGUACCCCGAUUACAACGUACCCGUUAAAGCAAAUGACAUAGCGCUUCUGGAAUUAGAUAGACAGGUGUUCUUCAAUGAAUUUAUUCAUCCUGUCUGUCUCCCCGUCCCGGGCAGAAAGAUUACAGAAGAUGACUAUAUCGUAGCUGGUUGGGGAGAAACCCAUAACAGGGUUAGCAGUGACGUCUUAUUAACUGCAAGACUGCGACGUACCGACGAGUGUAAGACCAAAAUAGUAAGAAAAGAUUUUGUUUAUUCCGACGAAAUGUAUAUAUGUGCUAAAGGAAAGGUGAAAAGGGGAGUCUAUCAAGAUACCUGCCAGGUUGGUUCAUUGCGACUAUUGGGUUGUUGA
Molecule: messenger RNA, 1380 nt
Organism: Danaus chrysippus (African queen)
Lineage: Eukaryota; Metazoa; Arthropoda; Insecta; Lepidoptera; Nymphalidae
Source: the annotation of a GenBank genome assembly